Molecule: messenger RNA, 1425 nt
Organism: Myotis brandtii (Brandt's bat)
Lineage: Eukaryota; Metazoa; Chordata; Mammalia; Chiroptera; Vespertilionidae
Gene: AHSA2
Product: AHA1, activator of heat shock 90kDa protein ATPase homolog 2 (yeast)
Exons: 7
Coding region: 129-710 (193 amino acids)
Source: RefSeq, a predicted model, not a curated record
UUAAAGAAUCCGGUGCAAAGCACAAGGGAUUGAUUGAAAUACCCAACCUCUCUGAAGAAAAUGAAGUAGAUGACACUGAGGUGAAUGUGAGUAAAAAGAAAGGAGAUGGGGAUGUACUGAAGGAUCUUAUGAAAACUGCAGGCACCGCCAAGGUCAGGGAGGCCCUUGGAGAUUACCUGAAGGCACUUAAGACGGAAUUUACAAUGGGAAUGAUUUUACCAACGAAAGCAACCGCAACUCAGGAAUUGACUGUUAAAAGGAAACUGAGUGAGAACACCUUGCAGGUGCCACUGGGUGUCAGGAUCCCCACUGUGGCGCUGCACAUGACGGAGCUGUUCGACGCAGGUGUAGAGCGGCUGUAUAGCAUCUUCACUGUGAAAGAGUUGGUGCAGAAAUUUUCUAAAUCUCCUGCCAUAUUAGAAGCUGAAAAGGGAGGGAAAUUCCAGAUGUUUGAUGGGAAUGUCACCGGUGAAUAUAUAGACCUGUUAACAAAUGAAAAGAUUGUCAUGAAAUGGAGAUGUAGGAACUGGCCAGAAGAACACUAUGCAACAGUUGUACUGAAUUUUGUGCCUACUCCAGGGCAAACGGAAUUACAGUUGGACUGUAAAGGAGUUCCUGUCUGUAAAGAAGAGAACAUGAAAUUCUGUUGGCAGAAGCAGCAUUUUGAAGAAAUAAAAGGUUUACUGCAGCUGACCACUCUAAAUGGUUGAAUUAGAAGAUUUUACAAGAGCAUUACUUUUUGUAAGCAGAAAGUUACUUGUUCCCUAUCAUUUCUUUUAAAAAAGGACAACAGAAAUCUUAAUUUAUAUUGGAUGAGAUCCAUGAACUUUUACAGAUUUUAAAGCAUUGUUUGAAUCUUGACUACAAGUAAGAAGUAGCAAGCAACCUGAAAUUAAGUACUUAACCUUACCUCCCAUAGAUGCUCCUCUGGGAAUACAUUGAAUUCCUGAGUACAGAUGUAGUUUCCUAGCCUAAAGUUUGUCCUUGUAGCAAGCUUACUUUCUGGUGUAGUUUUAGUUCAGGAAGACAAGAAUAAGUGGCAUGUUGAUGUCAUUCCUUUAUUUACUUCAGGGUUUCUAAGGUAGGUAGCUCUUAGGUUAGUGAAACAAUGGCAUGUUGCACUCAGAAGCAUGUUGAAGUGAGAGGAGUUGGUUGUAUUGUCACACUUUUCCCUGCAGCAAUAAGCAUUACAGGGUGGAAAGACUGAACAGUCUAUGGGAAUAAGUUACUUUUGGACUGCCACUAACCUCUGACGAAAUAGAAUACAACCGGUAAGUGCUUCCCCCAUUCACAGUUUUCUCAUUACUUUCACCUGAGAAGACUGAAGCAACGUAUGUAAACAAAUUAAAAGUAAUCACAAUCAGUUUAAUUAAGUGCACAGAAUAGCAAUCAGUCAUGUCAAUAAAAAUAAAACAAUUAUUUUUA